This is a messenger RNA of Amphibalanus amphitrite, 2997 nucleotides long. RefSeq lists its product as uncharacterized. Lineage: Eukaryota; Metazoa; Arthropoda; Thecostraca; Balanomorpha; Balanidae. The transcript has 6 exons. The coding region runs from base 226 to 1056 and encodes 276 amino acids. The record is from RefSeq and is a predicted model, not a curated record.
AAUUGCUGAGGCCUGGUGUCGCGGCAGGGCGGGCCGGGCGCGGCGCGGACGGCCAGGGCGCUCGUGCGGGGGAUGAGGCCCGGCUGGCAGCGGCGCGCGCGGACGCUGCCGACCGCCAGCCGACGCAGCGCGACCAGUUGAUCGCCGGCCUCGACGAGGGUCGCGGCUACCUCCGCCGACGUGCAGGGCCCGACGCAGCGCCUUGUCGGCGGAGCUGGGUACAAAAUGAGGGCACAGCUCGCCUGUCUCAGCUGGUACUGUCUGCUGGCCGGUGUAUCGGCGGUCAGGAUGAUAAAAACCCACUUUCCAAGUCACGUGGUUAUGGGAAAGUCGAUGAACAUGACGUGCGACUACGACCCGGAGGGGGAGCGCGUGUACCAGGUAAAGUGGUACAAAGACGACAACGAGUUCUACACUUACAUUCCGGGAAGUUCGGCCAAAACCUACGACACGACCGGCAUGAAUAUCGACAAUAUUGACAUGGAGUUGUCAGGAGCAAAGAGUGUCGUCAUUCACGACGUGGAUCUGCGCAUGGAGGGCAGGUACGGCUGCGAGAUCACCAUGGACUCAUCCUUCGACACAGUCAUCGGAGUCGGGGACGUCAUGAUCGUCGCGUUGCCGCAGCGAGGUCCAAAUAUCACGGGCCUGUUUCUAGACAGCAUGGACGAAGGUGACCGCGUCUGGGUCAACUGCACCUCGUACAGGUCAAGGCCAGCCGCGCAGCUCACCUGGUAUAUCAACGGUGCUAGGUCGGAUAACGCCUCUCUGAGGUGGUACCCAGAGCCAGUGGAUCCCUCCGGGCUGCGCAAUGUCACACUGGGCCUGGACUUUCGGCUGCGGGGCUCCCACUUCGGCUCCACCGGCCUGGUGAUGCUCAAGUGCACCGCCGAGAUCCAGACUGUGUUCUACCAGAGCGCCAACGUCCGCAUCGUCAGCAGGACCAUGGCCAUGCGGUCCCCCUUCGGAAAGGGGUCUGCACUGGCCCUCAGUGGGUCUUCGGCGUCCCUGCUGUUGCUGCUGCUGCUGCUCGGCCUGCGCUGUCUCUCCGGAGGCUAGAGCUGCUUCUGUGACACUGGCUAAUGACGUCACCGGAUACAGAGCCGGCGGUCACCACCUCGCGAACAGAGAGCAUGAUUUGGUGUGAGACUGGAUAGCUGUUAGAUACUGACGCGAUGAUGACGCGAAGAUGACGUGUUGAUGACGCGUUGAUGACGCGAUGACGCCGUCGUGCUGCCAGGGGACGUUCGACCGUGUGUGCGUCAUUGGAGGCACGUGGCUGCCGAGGGUCGUGUCCAGACGCUGUGGCGUCAGUGGAGAUAUUCUUGUCUGCCGUGGGUUGCGUCUGAACGUUAUGACGUCAUAAGAGGCACGUCUGUUUGUGGGAUGGUUCGAGUGCGAGUGUGAAUGCAAGUGUGAGCUGGCGAGGGUUGGGGACAGCCGGAAUAGGAGCGGAAUGAAAGCCCUGUUUGACGCUAAGUGCCCUCCAAGAAUGCUUCCAUUCAGAAAUACGAUGCUCUAAUUAAGGCAUGCUAUUUUGGAUGCAACCGACACCCAACAAACAGUACUCAGUAGGCACGGGCAGAGAGCAAAUGAUUGGUGACGCUGCCCACCUAGAUGUGACUUAUUAGUUAUAAUUACCGCUUCGAUAAUUUAUUGCACAGCCUCCCCAUAAUAGCCGUUUUCACGACGGUCAUCUGGUACACAUUUGGUGCACAUCUGGUGCCGAUUAGGUGCAGAUUUGGUCAAAUUAGGCUAAGUGUGUCUCUUAGUAGCUAUCAGCUAGGGUUGCACUAAUUGCUUAUAUGCCUGCUUUGUCAUAUUAUCAGAGAGAAUCAUCGAUUAAAACACUGAAAUAAAUUCAUAAAAUAAAGAUAUUUGCUGUAAAAGAGAUUAGGUGCAGAUUUGGUCAAAUUAGGUGCACUCGCCGGAUAGCCCGUCGUAAAAACGGCUAAUAAGUAACAUAAUGAUCAUUAUGUUUUCACUUAGGUAAUUUUUUAUAAUACCUAUAAAUCUCCGUGAAAACUAAAUAAGGCAAAAGGCGCAGUUUCGCCCACAGGCAAAUAAUUACUUUAGAGGCAUGUUGGACAAAAGUGUGACCGUUGUCAGAUUUCAUGACUCCUCUAUUUAUCAGCACUGCAGUUUAGCCAUUUACUUAGGCACAAAAUUUCCUUCAUAUUUGCAUGUUUGUGUAUACAAUCAAAGUUGAAAGCAUUUUGUACUUACUUCUGCUAUAUGCGAAACAAAUGAAAAAUCACAAUGAGCAUCAUUAUCAAAAAUCUUAAAUAUAAAGAAGUUUCACCCUAACAGUUUUCCCUAAAUUGCUAGGCAGUAGGGCAAAUUUCUACCAAGAAGCCCUGAGAUAAUGCCUCAUUAUCUUUCAAAAGCAAAGCUGCUGAAAGUUUAUCAGCACAUUCUAGCAAGCGCCAAACAUUCACUUUUCCUGUGAGAGACAAUGCCCAGCCCAGUGCCCCCAACAUUACCAAGGUGUCGAUCGGACUCGGGUCUACUGGGUGUCCCUUUGAACCGAUCUGCUGCUGGAUGUGUGUGCAGAGUGACUGUCAAUGAUCAUAGUAUGACUGCCGCACUGUCUGCUUUGCUCUGUACUCAUCGCGCCAGUGAUCGCCACUGGCGCUGUCGCGAUGAUAUUGGCCGCAUUCCGAGACAGAGGCUGCUGUACGGCAGCCUGCGUUUGCAUUUAUAUCAAUCAGUGUACAACGCACAGCGCAUGGGUGAACUAAUGUAUUGGCUAGCUAGGGGCAAUUUAUACCUAUGUUUUACAUGUUUUAGCUGACGGGUCACCCUCAUAUUGGUUUACAUACCUAUAAGAGCACGCAGAUUGUGUUGUUAGCCGAAUGAGUGCCGGAGGCCAUAUGGGUCUGACUGACGUUGUUCACUGUGAUAUGUUUAUUGAUGUGCAAUGGAUAAUGGCAUCGCGCAGACGGUGAUGACAUUAAAAGGCGCUGUCCGAAGGCUCAGAAAUAAAUUGAAAUGUGUUCA